This is a messenger RNA of Porites evermanni, 14464 nucleotides long. The record is from the annotation of a GenBank genome assembly. Lineage: Eukaryota; Metazoa; Cnidaria; Anthozoa; Scleractinia; Poritidae.
AUGGCGACUACCGAGACGGCGAGGGAAAAAGCUUUGGUAAAUUACAGAAAGAAGCUUUUAGAACACAGGGAACUGGAUGCGCGCUUAAAAGACAGUAUGUUUUAUACAGUUUUAUUUCUUUCAAUCCGAUUGACCGAAGCAAAUGUAAAUUCAGAAAGUCAAUUGAUAUAAAAGGAUGCCAAAUUUUGCAAAACAAACGGUAUCGAAACUUAGAUAUGAGCCCAAUUUAUUUCUUUUGCCUAGAUUGUUUUUUUGUAUGACUUAAGGAGAUUUAAGGGGCAUACAUAGUUUAAAUAAUAUGUGCUUGUAUGGAUGUGGACAAACGUCAAAAUGAUGUCAAACAAAGUCUAGUCCUGAUCCUAGUAGUUUUGCUCACUUGUCAAUUUAAUCUACCGUAAAAUUCCGAAAAUAAGCCCCUCCAUGUAUAAGCCCCUCCAAAAAUAAACCCCCCAAACCGGUUACACAAAAAACCCUCCGUUAAAUCGCCCCUCAAAAUAUAAGGCCCCCAGGGGCUUGUACUUGGAAAAUCACCCUCAAAUGCAAAGUAAAACAAAGCAAAAACGGUAAAUGUACUUCCAACUAUAAGGCUAGCCCAAUCGAUUUUGAAAUGAAAAUUUCCCUCCGUAGAUAAGCCCCCGCACCCCCACCCGAAUAUAAGCCCCUCCAAAAAUAAGCCCGUGAAAAAGGGCCUUUGAAAAAUAUAAGCCCCGGGGCUUAUUUUCGGAAGUUUACAGUAGUUUCAGGCUACGUUCGCACUACGUGCUGGCAUGAGAACCAUACUGGAUAGGGCUUCUCUUCACACACACAAGAACGGCUAUUUUGGCAUGAUUUCUGUAAUGACAAGAAGCCAUGCCACGCCGCGCUGAUCUUUGAAGUGUUGAGUCAUUUGUCAGGGUCUGGAAGGGGUUUUGCAUGAUCUGUUAAUUGACCGGUAAACGGAGCAUGAAUCAGAAAACUUGUGAAAUACAGUCGUGAUUCAUGAAUUAUAUAUUCAUUGUGAUAUGUGAUCCUCUAACAUUGUAGUGUGUGAAUUGAGAGUUCUAUCGAUAAAACAGAUGUAAGUGUUUUGACGAGGGUUCAAAGUUAAACCAUGGAAAAGUGAAAAAUUGUAGAGCAUUGAUUUUAUAGCAGUAAAAUUCAUUGCCAGUCAACUUUGUAGUCAUCAAACAAAAAGCAGAGAAUCGCCAGUUUGAUCUGCACCAUACUUUUUGUUUCCUUCCUAUCACGGGAUCAUUUAAGACCAACUCUUGCCUAUAGUAGUCCAGAAACCACUAAGAAUAGUUGAUGGACUUGAUCAGUUUGUCACCUAAUCACGUGAUUUGUGAAAUGACUCCAAAAGGUAACAUGAUUUGUGAAUCUAUGGAAAUUUAACCUGUGAUUUGUGAUCACCACCCACCUCUUCCAGACCCUGGUGUAUCAGAUAAGUGUUCAUGCUGUACCAGAUAGUUUUUUGCACAGUGCGAAAAGGUAUCUGGCUUACAGGCCUCAUAGUAAUUUCUGGAGAGUCUCCAGGCAUGAUGACCGGCCAAAUUCAUUUUAGCUCGGUCAUGUAUCGUUUCUGGCCAGUCAAAUUUAUGAGAUAAACAACUCAUUUAAAACAAGGGCCAAUGAACCAAAAAUGGUGUUAUAUAAUAAUCAGGUAUGCUCAUUACAAAGUCGUUGCUUAACUAGUAAAAGCAAAAAUAUUUUUGAUUUUGUGACCAAAAGUGCAUGAACCCUGAUGUCUGUUUCAUUGUGCAAAUAAUUCGUACGUACGGUUCUAGUUUCAUUUCACCCAGGAUUUCAGAUCUAAGUUCUGCAAUACAUGUAGCGACUCGCUACACACUGAUAACAACUGAAACAACUGAACAGUGUGGAAAUUUUAAUUUAUUUAAUUUUCAAUACAAUCAAUUCGGAAUGUGACUGGUCAACAUGACCAGCAAUACGAAAGGAUGACUCCCCAGUCAGUCCGGACAUUGUCCGUUGGCCAGCUGUUAUCUCGAGCCCUGGGCUUAGUGUGAACAUAACCUUAAAGUUUUGGUACAGCUGGGUAACUGCUGCACCACCAAGCCACUUAAAAUAUUAUCCUUCAAUAAUAAUGCAGUGAGCCAGAAACAUCCUUAUUUCAACUGUGGCCCACCAAUUAUUUUACGAAAGCAUUAAAUUACGUUUACCAGUGUUUGCCACCACAUUAACAAAAUUGUUGUUGUGACGUACUGUAAGUUUACUGUAGUUGUGCAAGCAUUGUUCUUUCUUAUGAAUUUUCAUUUUUUUUAUUUUUCAUAGUGAGGGAUAAACUGAAAGAUUUAAGUAAAGAGUAUGACAAAUCUGAGAAUGACUUGAAAGCUUUACAGAGUGUUGGCCAGGUAAUUAUUCAAGAUGUGUACCGUGUGGCACAAAAUUUUUGUGGGAGUUUAUUUUUGCAGAUUGGUGAUUUUUGUGUUUUGCAAGAACUAAUUUUUGUGAUUAGGACAGAUCGGUUUUUCUUGCUGGGAAUUAAUUUUGGUGAAUUUCAGAAAGUCUGUGACCAAUCACUGAUAGUAUUCCGGGUAUACGUGCUAUGGAAAUACAUAUUUUCAAACAAUACUAUGGGCGGUGUACCCUAUUUGAAACCAGUAUUUUGUUGUAUACUGUUUUGUUUCCGAACGAAAGAGACAAGUUGCAAUUGAACAGACCCGGUUUCUUUCUCAUUUUUGUGUAGCAAAUUUAAGUUAGAGAUUAUUUACUCUGGAGUAAAUUUUUGCACCAGAACCCGCAAAAAUUUCGUUCCGCAUGGUAUUCAUUUUCAGUUCACAUGUCAUAUGGCAUUUGAAGGCUAAGAAGAUCAAAUUUUUUCUCUUACAUUAUUAAUUUUGUUUUAUUGUGUGACUGCAGCAGGGCUAGAUUAUUUGGUAGAGCACUUGACUGCAGAGUGGGAGGUGACAUGCUCGAUCCCCUGGGCAGACCAAUACUCAAGGUCUUGAAAUACAACUGAGAAAUGAAGGUCUGCCUUUGCCCUGCAAGCAGCGAAUGUGACCUUCACAUGGUUUACGUGACCAUGUAAAGUGGUGGUCAUCCUUAAUUAGUAUUUUUAUGCCAAAUCCAUUGAGACUCAAGUACAAGUUAUUUUGUCAAAGUUACAUGGUUGGUAUUUUUCUGUACAGCAAGUACUGGUCACAGGGGACGCAAUUUGAAGGAUGCACCUCUGAGUGUGCAUUAGUAAAAUAAAGCAUGGUGCAACCCUUCAAGUCAAAGUUUUUGCUCAGUUGCCAUUUGGCAACCAACUCUUUUGGUUUAGGGAGGCUUUUUUACAAAUCAAUUUGCCAGCUGCAAAAUUUAAGGCGCCAUUGUGACCAAAAUGAUCCCAACUUGGUGGGUUGCAUGGUGGCCUAGUGGUUUAUUUUAGUGUACCCUGCCCCAGAUCAAGAGGUCAAAAUGAACUCCUUUGGUAGGACUUUAGCACAAUAUCAUGUAUUUCUUAGGAUUUUGCCAAAUAGAAUUUGGAACUUUUUUCGUGAAUUUUCUCUUUGUCCACAGUCAGUAGUGAAAAAGCUAAACUAGCUACUUGGAUUCAUUAACGAAUGCUUGCUGUGUAGCCUAAGAUGUUUGUUUCUUUGAAACUUCUGUUUCACAGAUUGUUGGUGAGGUUCUACGGCAACUGACUGAGGAGAAAUGUAAGUGUUCAGUUUAAUAAUCCAUUUUAUAUGUCUCUGUAUUGUUUAUUUUCAAAAUUAAGAGUCAAGCGUUUUUUUUUUGGCUGAUAGUACAUGGUAUUGAGUAUACCUUUCUUUUUUAGUUAUCGUGAAGGCCACCAAUGGACCACGUUAUGUAGUGGGUUGUAGGAGACAGGUAUUUUCUAUAUUAAGUUCACGUACAGCUAUUUGUCUACUCUGUAACCAACAGGUUAGCACUUAAACUCUAAAAUGUUCUCUCAUUGCUGCAAACUUUUGGUCACAUACCCAACCUCAAUGUUUACUAGUUAGUUAAGGCAGUGUAGUGAGCUCAAGAUUUUGCUGCUCAUCUUCUGUUUUUCGUGUCACGCAAUCAAAAUAAUUACAACAUACAAACCAUUAAAUACAGAAAGUCCAGAAUCUGGGAAAUGAAAGAAGAUAAAUAUACAAAAAGCCUCGCCAAGAAUCAGGUCUGUGUGAUAUUUGAUAUGUAAGACAUUCGGGAAAAUGUUUUACCCAAAUUUAUAAAGCUUUGUAUGGAGAUGCCAUAUUGGUGCCCCUUUGAGGGGCGCAAAAAGUGGUGGCCAAAAACCAACAGAAACAUCUGUCUUUGAGCUUUCCAACCAAAGUGUGAAUUCAUUGCUUGAGGAACUCACAAAAAUUAAAGUAAUAUUUAUUCUGAGACAACGAAUGUUUAGAUUGCAAAAUCUAUAGAAAUCUGUAGAAAUUGGUAGCAUUUUUAACCCACAUAAAAGUUUUCCCCUUCGCAAGCUAAAUGUUGCGUGAUGCAAAAGCUUGAAAUUUCAAGCAUUCUCUAUCGCAAAACGAGACACCCUUUUGAACCGAAAAUUUGUAUAAUUAGAGGUGUUUCGCUGCUGUAAUACAUGUACCUCAUGACGUCAAGUGAAAACCGAGAAUUAUUCGCAAGAGGUAACUUAAAUGAUUCCAUCAUCCCAAUGACACUUAGGUUAUUCAAAGAAUACUGUAAACUGCCGCUUAUAAGCCUUGGUUUCCUCCUACAUUUUCAUCAGGGGUUUUUAAUACAUUUGAAAGGGGGCUAAUAUUAUUGGAUGUAUUUUUUUGUUUACGGGUAGAUGGCCCUGUGACUGGGGGGCUUUUAACCUAUUCGCACCUGAGCUGCCCUUAACUGCCUGUGAGGAUCCACGUCCCCUUUUAUCGCUUGUGACAUCAUCAGUUUUAAUGGUCAAGGACAACUUUGUCCACUAACCUGUGCAGAGUGAAGAGAUCUUUCAAACCAUACAUACCAGAAUGAGCACAAUUCAGUCAAGGACUCCGUGGAAAAAGGCAAAAAACCAUGUUACAUUGAUCUGAAAGUUCCCAUGAAAAUCUUGUUCCACUACCUACCUACCUUUGCUUUCAUCUAAUCCUAAGAUCCUAAAAGCUUUCCUAAAACUUUUUCUGACAAAAUGAAACCCACUAAAUGCCCAGCAAAGGAAAAAAAAUGAGGCAAGAAAAUAAAGAGGGGAGGAGAGAAAGCAAAAAGUAAAAGUCAAGACUCUUGUGUCACUUUUAAAACCCAAAAACUAUCUUGAAAUUUUGCUCUCUGCGCAUACCCGAACUUCGCAAGCUAAUAUUUUGCAUCUGCAUCAGAAGGCCGCAAAGUGUGUGAACUGUACAUGUAAAGGGCUUUGUGGUAAGUUUAAGGUCUUUAUAGCAUGACAGUGAUCAGAAAACUGUUCGACUAGCUUUAAAAUGUGUUUUCAGCAAAAUUUCCAUUGACAAAUGGGUUAAGUGGCAGGUUUACAGUAUGCCAUAUGCAUUUUGUUGUUCCUAUCAGGUUGACAAAAAGAAGCUCAAACAAGGAACUCGUGUGGCCCUUGAUAUGACAACACUAACUAUUAUGAGGUAAUGCAGUUGUUUUCUUGUCUAAAAAAUGCCAAAUUUCCUCAAGUAAGUAAUGACCAAAGACAAAUUACAUCACAGUUUUCUUUUAAGAAAAAAAUAGUUAUUUGUUUGACUUGGUUAUUUUGAACUACCGGUAAACAUCAUUCUGUCUUUGUCAUUUUCUCAAGGUAUCUUCCUCGAGAAGUUGACCCUCUUGUAUACAACAUGUCACAUGAAGAUCCUGGAAAUAUUUCGUACUCUGAAGUCGGAGGACUCAGCGAACAGAUCAGGGAGCUUCGAGAGGUAACUUUUUAGCUAAAGAGCCUUACAGCAAGAUAUGAUCAUGUGCUUUAUUUUUACUAUUUUUUUUCCGUUUUGAGUUUUUUUUCCCCUCUAAUUUCAAAAAUGUAUACCUGUACCAGGACUUGAAAAAAUGUUGAUCUGAUCGCUCAGGACAACUUUAUUUCGUAAAUUUCCCGACGGGCAGGGACCCAGACAAGUUAUCUUGUAACUAAAUCAUUUGCUAUGACAAGCAAGCAAUGGCAGUGGGCAAGCAAAAUGGCAUCAUAAUACGUUUCUGAGAAACUGUCCACCCACCCCUCCCCCAACAUUUUGCUUUAAGUGAGAAGUAAGUGUUAAUGUUGGCUUAGGGGAGGGGUAUGUAGGCAGUUUCCCAGAAAUGUAUAAUGCUCUGCAAAAUGUGAGAGCUGCUUGCCCAAAGGACAAGCUGGAAUUCAUUACUUUUUUUAUUUUUCAAUGUCAGGUACAUUCCAUGAUUUUCAUGCUAGAACUUGAGUCUGGCAACUUGCUUUUAAGAAAGAAAAAUUUGCAAGAACAGUGAAAAAAAAAUGGUGUGGAUGUAUCGUAAUGGCCUAUAGCCACAGAGGGUUAUUAAAGAAGCUCUUAAGUAACACCAUCUGUGUAAUAUUUUUGCAGGUGAUAGAACUUCCCUUGACCAAUCCUGAACUGUUCCAGAGAGUGGGAAUAUCUCCUCCAAAAGGUUGCCUCCUGUUUGGGCCUCCAGGUGAUUACAAGCUUCCACGUUUUUGAUUAGCUCUUUCUUUUUGGCCCUUCAUUUUACAUUUGUGUACGUGCUUUGAUAAAGGGGUUUUAAUAUAUUAUAACCCAGGGACUACAUACUGGAACAGGCAGGCGGGGUGGGGGGGAGGGGUAAAGUUCUUUGAGAUGCCCUGUAUUUCUUUAAGCCAUGUGGGGAUGGAUGUGGUUAGCCUGUGAAAAGGCUCCCAUGUGGGGCAGAAAAGAAAAUCGGCAAGUGAAGUGAUUGGAGCAUGGCUUGGGGGAGAGAAAAAGGCAGGGAAGCCUGCAGACUUUGUUUUGAGACCGGCCAUCCACCCACUUGCAAUUUUCCUGUAACAUAUAUGUCAAUAACAUGUCAAUAAGAUAAUUAAACCUGUCAAAUUAUAAUGUUUUUUAUGCUUGAAUGCAUCAGCUUCAAUAACAUUCUUGCACACAUGGGUAUUUUUCAUGGAGUGAGGAAUAUAUUCAUUCAAUAUUCAUUUGCUGGCUUGUCUACAGUCAGUGAUCUGACCUAACAGAUUGUGAUACCAGAAUCUGGUAUCAUAUUCAUGAGUGACAUCAAAACAAAGUCUACAGGCUCCCCUGCGUCUUUUUUGCCCCACUCCACUUGGGAGCCUGUUUGUAGGUUAGGAUGUGGUAUGAGUGAAGUCCAGAGGUGGAGUGUAAGUUUUUUUUAUUUACUACAGAGGGAGGUGAGGGAAUGUUUUGCAGACAUAUGAAGGGAUUUUUCCAAUCCUUCUCCUGGGUCAUAAUAAAUUAAAGAAAGUCUCUAAGCUCUUAAGACUGACAAGUUAGACUUAUCAAUUUAUUGGCUAAUUUUUUUUGCCUUUCUUCCUCAGGAACUGGGAAGACAUUACUUGCAAGGGCUGUUGCGAGCCAGUUAGAUGCAAACUUUCUAAAGGUAAUUUUUCUGAGUAAUUCUAACGUCAAGGCAGAAUAUAUUUUCAGUACAGAGGAGCCUCAUUGCCCCAGUCUUAUUUAUACAUGUCCAUCUGAUGUAGGUCUUUGGAUUAGAAACGUCUGUUUCCUUCCACUGGCAUUGAGAAAUAGCAGGGAAAAACUAAGUCUGUGUUCCUCUGUUGGCUCAUUCAACGUAUUGCUAUUCAUGAUCUUUCUUUUCACUUUGAGCUUAAAAAUUCUUCAUCCUGUUUCUUUUUUAGUUUCCUUGAUUAUUUUCAACAACAGAUAGCUCAGUAGUACUUGGCUGCAGUGUUUUUGUUUCAAGAGGAAGCCCAUCAUUCACCUUGUGGUCUUUAGAAAAAUAUAUACAUGUGCAAUCAGACUUGAAGGAGAAUGUUAAUUUUCUUUUUGUUUUUCAACUGUAGGUGGUUUCCAGUGCAAUUGUAGACAAAUAUAUUGGUGAAAGUGCAAGGCUUAUAAGAGAGAUGUUUGGUAAAUGUUACUUAAUAAUAAUAAAUGAAAAUAAAUACUUAACUUUCCACUUUAGUGACCAGAUUUCUCUUUGAUUUAGAUUUAAAUUAAAAGAGUAAAGUUAAAACAAUCAUUUCAUCUUAUCUUGCUUUACUUUCAAAUGUGCCAAAUCGCAUAAACAAAGCCAGUUUACCUCCAAAUUUAUACUGACUUCUGUCUGUGAUGUUUUCAAACAAUCAAAUCUGAUGGGUCGCGCCAUACUAUGAGCUGCAUCAUUUACUUUAUACAAACUGGCGACUAAAUGUUUGCAUCUGGCAACUAUAUUUCUCCAGUUGGUCGCCAAAAGGCGACCUGAGGAUUUUUUAAUUUCAAGCCCUGUAUUGGAAGAGCCAAACAUGAAAGGUCAAGAGAUCUUUUAUGCUUAUUAGCUGUCAUUAAAAUCUCAAAAUUUACAAUAAGAUUUCAUUCACAGACUUAAAAGUUAGAACCAUCUUGAAAAGCAAGAUAACAGUACCUUAGAAAAAGUGACACAGACAGUUAUGCUUUGUAUAAGACUAAUAACAAUGGGUCGGUUUUAACUGUUUUGUUUCACAGGUUAUGCGAGAGAUCAUGAGCCAUGCAUUAUUUUUAUGGAUGAAAUUGAUGCCAUUGGUAUGUGUCAUUAAUUUAUCAAUCACUUCACUUGCUUUGCAAGAGAAUGUAUCUUUCAAAGCUAGAGGAUUUCACUACCACUUUACCAGUCUUGCACCUUAACAACUUUGUAGCCUGUGUGGCAGGCGCAAAAAGGGGAGGGGGGAGGGUGGAGGGGGAGGGAGAAAAGUGCGAAAGCUCUCUCUUCCCAACCCCUCUCCCUUUUUCCCUGCUAUGCAGGCUAACAACUUUGGUGAUUUCUUGGUGUUGCAGAUGGGUGUGAUCAAUAAAUUAUGUAUUACAAAAUAUUGAAGUCUCCGAGCAAUACCUUAACCAGUAAACAAUACAUGACCAACCUUGGUUUCUGCAACACUAAACACCCACAACUUUGCUGACUGGGUAGCAUCUCUUGAAGAUAGAAGAAAAGAAACUGGUUUCUCAUUGUGGUUUCUCAUCAACACAUCAAAAGCUUCUCAGCAGCUAAAGGGAAUGUGCUGAAAAGAGUGUUAUGCAGACAUCAUAGUUAUAUUCAAUAACCAUUUCAUUGACAUAGUGUUUAGCUUGUAGCCAUAUGCCCAUCUAUCAACCAAUAACUUUAUUAACGUGUUGGAAAACUUCUAGCACACCACAAGUGGCGCACUAAUGGUGGACACUUAAACAUUUUAGACAAUUAAUAUAAAAAAUAUAAUAUAAUAUCUUGGUAUUGGACAAUUUUACAUUUCCGCAGUAAAAAUAGAGCAUUUGUAAACAAUUUUUUACCUCAUUAUUGUUUUCUUGUAGGUGGGCGUCGUUUCUCUGAGGGUACUUCUGCUGACAGAGAAAUACAACGAACACUUAUGGAGGUUGGUAUUUCACAAGAAUUGGACCUCAAAUAAAUAAUUUGAUUAUAAACCACUAGUGUUUAAACUUAGAACUCUAGUAGCAGGAGAAAGGCUUAACGUUACAAGAGAAUAUUUUGAAAAAGUCUCCGCGUCUGAAUAAAAAAUGGUCGUAGGGGGUCGGGGGGGGGGAAUUGCAGUGUUUGGCGAAGAAAAGGAAGUCAGUUUUGUUUUGAAAUAUUGGGAAGUUCGAAAAAUCGGGGGUAAGAUUGCAUUGUGGCAGACAAAUGGCAUUCAUUGUGUGAGAAAAUAGAGGUUUCUUGGGAUUACUAUUAGGUAACCUUAGGAAUUAUGUGUAGUGUUAAACUUGAUCAGCAGAGAGACGAUCUUAUCAACUUAUGGAGUUUGAAUAGUGCAUUAAGAAUACUCAACCUUUGCUAGGAGUCUGUCUAAAAACAACUGUUUCUUUUUUUAGCUUCUGAACCAAAUGGAUGGCUUUGAUGCCUUAGGACAGGUAAAGGACGUUCUCCAUUUUUUUGUAGUCUGUCUAGUUCCAGUAACUUAGACAUACGAAAGCGGAUACCUUGAGGUGAAAAUAUCACGAACAGAAAGCGGAGUGCAAAAAAAGGGGUCGUCACUUGGUUUCUUCUUUUCCUGUCCCCUUUGCGGUGCCUGUUACACAGACUAGAAAAAUUCUGGAUAAUAUGAUAAUAAAUAAAUACCGUAAAAUUCCGAAAAUAGGCCCCGGGGCUUAUAUUUUUCAAAGGCCCCUUUUGAGGGGCUUAUUUUUGGAGGGGCUUAUAUUCGGAGGGGCUUAUCUACGGAGGGAAAUUUGCGUUUCAAUAUCGAUUGGGCUAGCCUUAUAGUUGGAAGGAAAUGUACCGUUUUUGCUUGUUUUACUUUGUGUUUGAGGGCGAUUUCCAAGUACAAGCCCCCGGGGGCUUAUAUUUGGAGGGGCGAUUUAACGGAGGGUUUUUUGUGUUAUGAGUUUGGGGGGCUUAUAUUUGGAGGGGCUUAUACAUGGAGGGGCCUAUUUUCGGAAUUUUACGGUAUUUUUUUAUGUUAGCAUUUCGACGCAGUGACUCUAUUCAACGAUUUAUUUAUUUCUUUAACUUCUUCGUAUUCGUCGUGGUUCGAAAAGCCAGCUCAUCACUGAUGUUAUAUAGGAUAGAGUUACGCCAUAGGCUCUUGUUAAAAUCUCCACCCUUUCCCUCUCCUCCCAGGUUAAAAUAAUCAUGGCCACAAACCGUCCCGACACUCUCGACCCAGCCCUUCUCAGGCCAGGUCGUCUGGAUCGUAAGAUAGGUAAGUGCACCUUGGUUGAAGUGACGUUGCAUGAAAUAAUUUGAAUCGGGCUGCUGCUAUCUAGUCUCCCUCACAGCCGUUUCUGUCUCGUCACGCAACGCUCCUUGUUGGGGAGGAGCGUUACGUUACAAAAACAGCUGCCAGGGAGAGUAGCUACAACGGGACUUCUGGAAACUAGUGUGUUUAAACGGCUCUCAAUCGAGAAUAUACUCAUCGAAAAUGUCUGGAAUUUGAAACACUGUAAGACUAUAAUAAUUGGCUUCACGCUCCUUUUCCGGGAAGUUCGGACUUGAGAGCAGCGAAUUUUCUUGAAGGCCUUCCAGUUCGUAUCUUAUUUGAGCCACUAGGGGUCGGUUAUUGAAACAAAGCUUUGACCGAAGUCAAGACAAUCUGUGGACCUGCAGAUCUGGUUCUGAAUGGGUUUACUUUAUAUCUCUGUUUAUAUUUUCUGGUCUACAUCAAAUGCCUUCUUGUCACCGUCAACAGUAUAAGAACGUGGUUUUCUAAAACCAGGUAAACUCUCUUUAAAAAACUCUCUGGUACUCAUACCCUGAGUACCAGGAGCUUUUUCAUUGCGUGCGGCGGAUUACUUCGGAUUCGGCCUCAUAUCCUCAGCCGAGGGCCGAGGCCACCAGUGGAAAGGCCGGGAGGAAAAAACCUGCUUUUCGCGCGGAUCAUUACAAAGACUUGACUGAGACAAAAAGAGGAAACCGCGCAUGAAAAGUCUCUGGAUUUUCAGCGUUGUUAUUUCCCACUUGUUUAUAUUGCUUGUCUUACAGUCAAGCCAUAGGUCAGGCGUACCCCCCUAAGAUGCCAUUAAGGAAUUUAUUAUUCCAAAGUUGAAUCUGUUGGCACUUGUAGCUCAGAUUCAUCUCUGCAUUCUAGCAUGCGUAAUGAGCUGUGAAUUCACACGCGAGGCAGUUAGGAAAUUUCUACCAGCCCAGUUUCCCUUAGUCUGCUACACAGCCGUUUUUAGUGUCGUCACGCAACGCUCCUCCCCACUGAGGAACGUUGCGUGACGACACUAAAAACGGCUGUGUAGCAGACUAAGUUUCCCUGAAUUUGAUGUAAAUUGUAAAUUGUAAAUUGUAAAUUUCAUCCAUUCAAAAUGUCCAAAAAAUGUCCAGAGAAGUUCUCGUAACAUAUUCACUGCUCAUUACGCAUGCAGAAUGCCGAAUUGAAUUUACGGGAAGUUACGGGAACAACUGGUCUGCUACACUGCCGUUGUUAGUGUCGUCACGCAACGCUCCUCCCCACUAGCGGGGAGGAGCGUUGCGUGACGACACUAAAAACGGCUGUGUAGCAGACUAGGGAACGACUAACGGAUUCAUUUUUCAAAUAAUCAGUUCAUUUAAUCUUGGAGGGUAUGCUUGACCUGCCUUGACUGUCAAAGAUAAUUACAGCUGUGUUGAAUAUAUUCUCGGUUCUUAUCUCAAUUCGUUCAAUUUCUCUCCAAUUAAUCAUCACAAGUGGGUUUUUUAACAGGAUACACGAUUUUUUAUUAUGCCAUUUUUUAUGCCGUUUCUUCAUCACAAUUGAUGGCAUUUAUUUCUUUUUUUCCAGAAAUACCACUUCCUAACGAGCAGGCUCGCAUGGAUAUUCUUAAGAUCCACUCAGCCAAGAUCACAAAACACGGUGAUAUCGGUAGGUGGGGUAUCUGUCUUUUAUCAAAGGUCGCCUGAUCCUUUAGUCCUCUUAAAUUUACACAUCUUUCCCGUGGGUUUUAUGGUAAAAGGUUUCUUUAUUAUCACUUUGUCGGGCACUGUGGGGCAUUUUGCGGGCUAAAGGCUGGUUUUCACUAGCGACGGAGUAGGAGUCGGAGUCGUAAGCAGAGUCGCAAGAUAAGAGCGCUUAUGACCUAGUGAAAAUCAAAAAUCGGAGUCGUAAGCGGAGUCAUAAGCCCGACGGGAGAAGUCAGGGGAAUAAGAACGUUUCCAUUUCUCUUGACUCCGCUUACGACUCCGUCUCUUACGUUCCGCUCAUGCUGUAGUGAAAACCAGAUUGUGUGAGUCGGAAGCAGAAGCGGAAGGAUAAACUAAUCAUAGUGCACGUUCCCACGCUUUGGGAUUGGUUUAGUUCUUCUGCUUCUGCUUCUGCUUCCGACUCUGACAAUCUGGUUUUCACUAGAUCAUAAGCGGAAGGUAAGCGAUGGAGUCGUAAGCGGAAUCGGAACGCUGUUUUACUAGAUCAUAGGCUCUACCCUUCUGAUUACGACUCCGACACCGACUCCGUCCCCAGUGAAUACCAUAAGAUGCUAAAAUAUAUUUUAGCCUGCUGAAAUAAACCAAUGAAAAGAGAGGAUCAAACAGUCAUACGAUGUGAGCAGCCAAUCAAAAACGGGAAGCCAUUGCAGUUUGCACGCCGCCCUCUGUCGCCUUUUCUUGAUUCGUUUGUCAAAGAAAUCACGCUGCUAUUUUCAAAGCUCAAAUCAUGGCUGAAAACGCAACGAAAGCGAGAGGAAGAAGAUCUACAAAAGUUAGAGAAACUUCUAAAGUAAAUGACGCCUGAAGUAGCUCCAUAGUCGGCGACGAAGUGCAUAUUGGGCCCACAAUGUAAACUACUGGGUUUACCAGUAAUUGUGACAGCCAUUAAAUUUUUGCUUAUUUAUUAAUUCAUUGUUUACGUUUUAGUGAUAAAGAAGAUUAAAAGUAGUGCUUUAGCGAGCGAAACACAUGAUCGCAUAAAUACUAAGAAAAUCGAAAGAAAAGGUGACAGCCUAAGGAAACAUUUACGAAGGAAUUUUCACGCUGCUUUUCCCAAUGCUUAGGUUUUCUGAACUGUCUCACCUCCCAGUUUUCUGUAAUUAUUUUCGAGUUUUGCAAAGGCGUUAUUUUUUCUCUCUCACUCUUGCAGACUAUGAGGCUGUGGUUAAACUCUCCGACGGAUUCAACGGCGCUGACUUGAGAAAUGUUUGUACUGAAGCAGGUUUGUGUGGAAUCAUUCCAUUGCACUAAAAUUCUCCCCAACGUCGAUCGUUUCGUCUAAGACCGUGUUGCAUCUCAAGAAAUAGGGACUUUAAGAUCCAAGGACGCGAUGGCAGAGAAUACGUCGCUGAAAAAGUGAAUUUGCGUUCUUUCAGGCGUCGUCUGAUUUUGUUUUAUCACUGGUACGAUUACAGACGCACUGUAGUGCACUCAGUAUUACUACCAUUAAUGAAUGUGAAUAUAUUUGAUGUUCAUUAAAAAGAAAAGUCAAGAGUAAUAAGCGUGGGAAGACGGCGACUCUGCAGCCGUAUUGCUACUCUUAAGGUAACCUGCAGCAACCUUUAUUUGUGGGAAGACGGGUUUGGACGUGGGUGAUAAAACCCGCAACAUCGUUUUUCAACACGUACUGCAGCAAUGUGCAAAACGAGCCGCACGUAUUUAUUGCCCGUUUUACCGUAGCUUUACACAGAUUUAGCAAAAAAAACAGUUAAGAACACCAAUUUGACCAAUCACAGAGCGGCAAUUUGAGCACCAGAAGUGGGGACAGUCGCGUUCAACCCUUUUCGCGCGCUUUCGCGUUCUCAGUUGACGUUUUGUCGCCUUUGCUACAUCUGCCUAUUAUUUCAAGUGUAAGAGCAUUAACUACCUCCCUUCCCCCCUAUUGUGCGGAAACUCCUGAGUUUGACCAUUUAUGGUUUUCUCCCUUUUUUCAGGAAUGUUUGCCAUUCGGGCAGAGAGAGACUACGUAAUUGAGGAGGAUUUCAUGAAAGCGGCACGCAAAGUCUCCGACAACAAGAAGCUCGAGUCCAAACUAGAUUACAAACCAGUUUAAUCAUAUCAAGCGCCGAGAUUUCUGCAGUUCUGUUUUUUUCGUGUUAAACACCAUUUUUCCUUCAAUAAAUAA